AGCAGUGACUGCACUGCAGCUGGCCCCCACCUGCCUGAGAGAGGAGCUCUGCGUGCACAGAAAGCAGGUCCUUGGCCAUGGCAGGUGUGCUGUACCCCAAACAGGGCCCUGUGGAUUUAGACAUCUACCAGAGCUCCUACAUGGUGGACUAUCGGCACUAUGGGAAGCACAAAUACUCUACAGCCAGACCGCAAGAGCAGGCGAAGCUGGACGCCCAGCUCCGGAAAGAAGAAUUCUACAGGCCAGUCCUGGACCCCAACCCCAAGCUGGCAGAUGGGUACUCUGCCUUCAAAAGACCCCACAUGACUGCCAGAGACCUGGGGCUCCCCGGCUUCUUCCCGCCACAGGACAGUGCGGCCAGCGAGGACGAGCGCCCGUUCAGCAGCACCUGCCCCUCGCGGUACCCGGCCUCCCUGGCCCUGCACCUGGCCCAGGGGCCCCCGAACCUGCUUCAGCAGAGCACCUGCUUCCCCUGCCUGAUGGAGCCCAAGCACCAGCCCGCUGCCCAUGAGGGCCGGGGCUACCUUCUCCUCCCUGGCUGUCCCUGUCCUCGGCACCAGAGCGCCAAGGUCCCCGUCUUGUAUCGCUGGGGGCCCCUGAUGCCAUUUUAUCAGUAGGAAGAGGGUCGCCACGUGCCAGGGGCUGUUCUUAGGGCUCAGGGAUGUCCUGGGCUGCUGCUUAGU
This is a messenger RNA of Octodon degus (degu), 683 nucleotides long. RefSeq names its product testis expressed 37 (gene Spmip9). The transcript has 4 exons. Lineage: Eukaryota; Metazoa; Chordata; Mammalia; Rodentia; Octodontidae. The record is from RefSeq and is a predicted model, not a curated record. The coding region runs from base 78 to 617 and encodes 179 amino acids. Gene Ontology annotation, cellular component: cytoplasm.